Molecule: messenger RNA, 231 nt
Organism: Sphenostylis stenocarpa
Lineage: Eukaryota; Viridiplantae; Streptophyta; Magnoliopsida; Fabales; Fabaceae
Source: the annotation of a GenBank genome assembly
AUGACUGAUCGAAACUUCCUAAAUGAUGAUUGCAUGAGUUGUAUAUGCACACACAUAUAUGCACACACUGCUUUGUCUGAGGGAUGGCAUGUGACAUUAUUUAAGUGGGUUCAGUCUUUAAUUCCAUCCUCUGUUCCAUGCUGCAUAAAGCAGCAAAGUAUGACAUCCAACCAUGGACCACCACCACCACUAAGUGUAGAGUACUUCUUCUGCAACUUCUACAAAUCUUAG